UCGGCAGAACAAAGGUUUCCGACCGGACGACGUUGCCGUUGGACAGCUUUCUGUUUACAACACGGCGUGGGUGACUGUGACAGAGCUUUUUAUGGCAGGGCAGCGGGAAUAAAACUACGAGUGGCUACCGGUUUUUUUUUUUGUUUUCUUCUACAUAUCAAAAUGGGUAAAAGGCGCCGCAGCGAAGGCUCGGAGGAGCCAAACGCUCCGGUGAAAAGAGAAAAAGUUCCGGAGUUCAAUGGGACCGUGUUUAAAGCCAUGCUCAAGGAACCCACCACAGCCAUGAAGGGACUGGAGACGUUCACGUCAACCGCUAAGAAGCUGCCGUGCUCAGACCUGUACGACGUGGUUGAAGGUUAUAUUAAGAUCUCCAUGGAGUGUGCAGAAAUAUUCAAAUUGCUGGAGGGAGAGAAGCACAUAGAGAGUGAGACGAUGCUGAUUUUUGAGAGCUUGGAGAUGAUCCUUCUGAGGACAGCCAGUGACCUGUGCCACUUCAACACAGUCGGCAACGCUAUCGUGAAGAAGACUGUAUCCAGCUACAUGAAACUCCUGCAGGGAUCUUUCCAGUCAGAAAAUCACAGGUUUGUCCGACAGUGCCUCAGUCUCCUGUCCGCCUUGGUGUCUCAAGGUCCAGAAGCUGCCAGAGAAGUCCUGAGUCACAUCCACAUCAGUAAAGCUCUGGCUGGACUGGCAAAGAGAAGAGAUAAGAAGGGAAGACCUGAUGUCCGCAUGGCUUUUAUCCAGUUUGUGCUGUCCUUUUUGGUGUCCGGAGAUAAUUCCACAGUGGGACAGAUAUUAGAGAUCAAAGAGCUCCUGCCAGAGAUCCUGGGUACGGGUCUGAAGGAGGACAGGAUGUCUCUCGUCAAUCUGAUAUUGUCCACGCUGAAGUCUAGGGUUUUACUAAACAAGGCCAUAAGUAAAACACAGAAAGUGCGAUUUUUCACUCCUGCUGUACUGGCCAACAUCGCGUCUCUGUAUAAAUGGAAUGGGAUUGUGGAUGCAACCACUGAUGAUAACAGAAUGGUGGAGAACGCAGAGUGCGCUGGGAUAUCUGUCGUCCGGGAACUUGUCCACAGCUUCCUCCUUGACCUCUGUUGCUCUCGUAAGCACGGAAUCAGCUUUCAUGAUGCCAGCUUUGGGACAGCCGGCAGAGCUGGUAACAUCGUCCUGCUUCAGUUCUUGGUGGGGCUGAAGCAGGCCACGGAAGACGAACUGGUGGCAGAGCUGGUGGUGGACGUACUGAAAUCUAGCCCAGAUAUGCUGGCCAGAUACUUCAAAGAGACUCAGUAUUCAUACACCCCCCGCCUCAAAAGUGCUUGGCAAGACAAUGUCAGGUUACUUAAAAAGAUCUAUCAGGCCCAACCAGAACUUUCCGCAGUCUUUCAAACUUGUGAGGUCAUCCCUCUUCCUCGCCUGCUCUCCAUGAUUAUGGUGAUAUCUUUUCCUCCUGUCUGUAACAAGGCCUUCUUCACACAAGGGCUCAACCUUGCCAACACAGCAGUGCAGCUCACAACUCUGUCCAUGAUGAAUUUCAUCUUGAAAAGGGCCAACAGGAAUAUAGAGUACCUUCUGGACAAGUCUGAGGGGCACAGCUCAGAUUUAUACACCCUCGACAUGAUGGGCGAUUUGGUGCAGCAGUACAGGGAGACGCUCAGCAAGAUUUUGCCCGAUAUGACGAGCAUAGUUGCAAAGUGGCAGUCACUUAGCAAGAAGGAAAAGAUGGACGGUGAGGAAAAAAAGGCCAAAACAGAAGGGAGUGCUGAACAGACGGAUAAUAAAAAUGAAGCGCCUGGUGCUGAGACAGCGGAGGUCAUCCUGCUCAAGGCUCUGAUUCUUCAGGUCAUUUGUCUUUACCAGAAAGUGGUGCCGCAUCUGGUUAACCAGUGCAAGUUUGACUUCAGCAAGCUCCUAAAAGGGAUUGUGUCAGAGAAAGGAAUGAGGGAAGAAGUUCCCCCGGUUUUGCAGUAUCAGAUACUGCAGUUGGCCUUGGAUCUCCCGGCGAGCAAGUUCUCCUGGUUCCGCAUACAGGAUGUUGCAGAUGCGGAAUCACCGUCUGGAGAGAGGUCAGUACUUUACCUGCUUCUCAAAAUGUUUGUCAGCAGUAGCAGCAGCCACUUGAAAACCUCCACACGGAUGCUGGUUCUUAAGGUGCUAAAGGACAGUGGGGUGUUUGAGUACACCUGGACUGAACUUGAACUCUGGCUUGACCAGCUGGCCAAAGUAGAGCCGAACCAACAAGAGACUGUUAUCCAGUUCCUGGAGAGGGUAUUGGUGAAACUGGUGUGCAAUUCCUACGCAUACACAGAUAAGGUUGCCAGCCUGGUCCAGGAGGCAGCUUAUCUGCAAGCCAACCUGAGUAGCCAGGAGGGCGACACUGCUAGUAUCCCUGUCUCUCACAUAGAUGAUGUCUUAGACAUGCUAGAUGUCAUUAUGGAGGGCAAUGACGGUGAGAUGGAGGAUUUCGGCCCAGCUCUGAGUGAAGACCUCAUUAUCCAAACCUUCCCCUUCAGUGCGGUGGUUCCUGCUGCUAUGGAGGCCCGAAACAAACUGCCAGCAAACCAAGGAGUGGUGUAUGAGUACUUAUCUGCUGUGCUCUCCGAUGUGCUGCACUGUCAGAGAGAGCCGCUUCCCCUCUGUCUGGCACUGCUGCAGUACGAUAAAGAGCUUGUUUCCUCUGAACUCUCUGCUUCUCCUCAUCCCGCCAUCAUACACCUUCAUCAGUAUUACUCCAAAUGGCUGCCACAGAAGUGCCGGGAAGAGCUGUUCAGGUCCUCUGAAUGCCAUUCGAAGGGAUUGCCAAACCUCAAUUCAUACACUGCACUGAUGAAAACUGCGUAUAGCCAAGGGCCAAGCGCUUUGCUUGAGGACACCUUCAGGAAAAAUGUGGAAGAAACUCUAGCUUUCAUGUCGAUGGCUGAGUUUCCAGUUGCAAUCAAGCAGAUCUUACUCUACAUCAAAUCAACAGUGGAAAACUUUGGCACGUUCUCCAAUGACAUAGGAGCUGCCCUUUUGAAGACCUUAAUGGGACAACUCCAGGUUUUGGUGACCGAGCUACAAGGCUUUCAGGAGACCAAAAAGCCUGAGCCAGCAGUCGAGAACGUCCAAGAAGGAUCAGACCUCUUCCUGGAACGCAACCAGUCGACCACAGUAGAAGCCGAUAAAGAGCAGAUCCUUCUUUCGGCUCUUGGCUCCAUCUUCAAGCAUCCAUGUUUGGAGCAGUGGUUUCUGGCUCUGGAGCUUUCUGCUUUGCCUCCUCAUACUCUGAACCCUGUCAGACUAAAGCAUCUGUGUGCUCAGCUGACUGAUGACAUUCUAGCAUUUCUGAAGACCAGCGCCCCCAUUCUUUGUGAUCUGAGUCAUCUGGAGCUUCUUAGUAACUACUUGGGGGCUAUAGAAAGGGCUGCUCUCAAGGAAUUGAUGGAGAAGGGCUCUCAUGCUGCAAAGACACAGUCCAGACCUUUCCAGGGCCUCCUGUCUCUGCACAGCUACAUGGACUCCUGCCAUCUGAGAGAGGUGGUCUCCAAGUUGCUGCUGCUCCCCCAGGAGAGCCUCAUCUCUCCCAGCAUUGAGGGCACACAUGACAAGCUUAGUGUCUAUGGUCAGGCAGCACUGCAGAUCCUUACAGAGAGUAAAUCUAACCCUUCCCAGGACCACAGCCCUUUUCUGACGCAGGCACACCUCCGCGGCCUGGGCACACUGCUGUUGUCCUGCUCCAGCCCUGCGCUGGAGGCAUUCCUGCUCCAGGCUCUGUCCAGUGAGCCAGGCAGUGCCAAACUCAUCCACACAGAUGUGCUCCUGCACUGUCUCCAGCAGCCUCUCUCAGACACUCAGGCCAUCGGCUCCCUGCUGCUGCAGAACUCCUCCACCCACCGCCUCUGCUUUGAGGCGUGGUGCCUAGAGCCGGCAAACAUGGAGAAGCUCUCAGACCAGACAGAAAGAUUCCUUCCACUGAUCAAUACCUACUUACAGGUGGCAAGUAGAGAUGACCCAGCCAGACCCAAAGAUGUGCAAAAAGAAGUUUUAAAAGCCCUGAAGGAAACACUACUCGCCAAAUUGUCCCAACUUGUUCUGGGAAACCUGACAGAAGACUCUGGAGCCCAGCUUGCAGAAACGCUGGCCAGUCUGAUCAAGCUCGCUGCGAACAUCAAGGACAUCCGGGAUUUGAUCAACGAUCUGCCCAAUGUUCUACAGAAAGUGGACAGUUUUGAAAGGUGGCAACUAGUAGAAGUUAUCAACGAGAAACUGGCUGAUUGCCCAGAAGAACAAGAAACCUGGAGGAAGUCUGUCACAGCUGCUGCUCUCAAGUGUCUCAUCACCUCUUAUAGUCACUCUAAAGACCAGGCUACUUCGCCCUCAGAGCAGGAGCAGAGCAUCCUGGAAAAACUGCACAGGCUCCUAACAUCAGCUGAAGACAUCACUGCAUCUGAGUGGAACAGUUUUGUCAGGAACGGACUGAAGUAUCGCUACAGAGAUCACCACUUCCUGAACACUUUGAGCCACCUGUUGAAACUGAUCUAUGGCGGCAGUGAGGUCCAGAAGAAUCUGCUGCCUUUAUCCACACUGCACAUGAUGACCAGCAGCCAUUCUCUGUUCCUGCCAACCAUGCUGGACUCUGAUGAAGAGCCUAGCAGAUGUCAGGCUAAAGAAGCGUUAGUGUCCCUUCUUCUCUGUCUGGUGAAGAAAUGCCCAGCAGUCUGUAACAUCAAUCAUUUUGUCAUACUUUUGGGAGCAUAUGGAGCUACCCUGAAUACUUCAGAUCAGAAUCUGUUGCUGCUUCUUCGCGAAUAUGAAAGCAACCACGUCAGUCUGCUGAAGUUUCAAUCCUUCUUGUGGGGCCCGGCAGCUGUGGAGCACCACAAGACCAGGAAAAGCCUGGGAGCCUCUCUGUGGAAGCAGGCGAGCUCAGACGACCUGUUGGCCCUGCUGAAAACUGACAGGAUGCUCAAAACUAUUGCACACUUUCCCCAGCAACGCAGAAUCAUCCCUCAGGAAGGGCAUGAGCUGCUGUACAACAAUGAUGCAUUGAAGGAUCUUGGGGAUCUGUACGAUCCCUGUUUUCUUUUGCCUCUAUUCAGCGCCAUACUGCAGCCAGAGUGUGUUAUUGACUGCCUCAAGUUUGUAUCCAGCCACGCCCUUGGAUUAACUGUAACGGCUCUAAGUAGCUACGACGCAAAGGUGAGAGCGGCAGCGUACCACGUGCUGAGCUGCUUCUACCAACACCUGGAGGGUGCCCGGUUCAGGGAGAAGAGACAGCUGCUGUACUUGAUGGACACAGUGAAGAAUGGAAUUCGACAGCAGAAUCAAAGACUUCCGUUCGUCCUGACCACUUACAUCGCGAAAGCGGCUCAGCAGAUGCUAAAACCUGAGGACCACAUGUAUGUGGUUUUAAACAGGUUUCUGCUGUCCCAUCAGAGUUUGGACUUCAGAAGAGUCCCUGAGUUCUUCAGGCUAUUCUAUGGCUUUGACUUGGAGCACAAGAUGGAACGCGAGUGGAUCCUGAGUGUGCUGGAGGAAGGGAUAAGUGAUGGACACUGCUAUGACUUGUGCAACCAACAAGGCAUCUUUCAGAGCCUUUUGGGCUUCAGCAGCAGCCCCCUUUGUGAUGAACACUCCCAGGCACAGAUUAUCAGGGUGUUGUGCCAGGCAGCCCGUGUGACCAAGGCGGCUUAUGACCUCAUCAAAAGCUGUGGGCUCCUAACCUGGAUGAUACAGGUGGUUGAAAAAAGGACUCGGGACCAGCAUCUGCUAAGUGCCAUCAUAGAUCUGCUCCACGCGCUGUGGUUUACUAACCUCGGGCAGAAGGAGAAGCAGGUGGAUGGAGCGAAAACCUCCUCGUCAACGGGGGAGAAACCUCAGAGCUCAGUGAAGUGUCUCCCUCUCCCACUGAUCAAUGAGUUCCUUUGUGUGACAUCAACUAUCAGCCGACGCCUCAGGUUGGGUAUGAAGGCUGCUCAGCUCAGCCUGUUCCUGCAGACCCUUUGCUCCGUACUGAAGCAUCGUGGGACAGCUCUCAAUGCAAACAAACAGGCCGAGCGGCUCACACUCCACCCACACUCUCUCUCCUGCACCGAAGCCCUCGCUCUGCUCCUCUGCUGGGCCUCCCUGUCCCGCAACAAGGCGCUCUUUACCCAAAUCCAAGACUUGUCUGAAAAGUGCAAAGUGAAGGAAUUGCUGGGGAUGGGGAAAGAUAAGGCCCGAAGUAAAGUCUCCUUUUCCCAGGCCUGCACACAGAAAGAGAACCUGGCAGAAGAUGCUGAAACUGAGAAACAAAGAGAGAGUCCCCUGACAGCGUGUAAAUUUUACCUCAAAAGUAUCUUUGUUCACUGGGAGCCUGUGUUUCCCUUCUCUGAACCUCAGCAGGUUCAGCCAAGAAACAAACUGGAUCCCAGACAGCUGGCCAUUGAUACUGCGCACCUGCUCACCAAGUGGUCCCUGAGGUGCUUGGUGGAGGACUCGUAUGAUGAAAACAGAACAAAGGACUUCUUGCACUGGGUUGAAAAGGCUGUGAUUAAACACAGGGAAAUUGUGGACGUUGUGCUGCUCGAUCCUGGCCUGAAAGCUGACCUCCUUCGACUCUACCACCAGGCCUUUGAAGCUCAGUGUCACUCCAGCAUUGUGGCAAGAGGGGAAGCCUUACAGCGAUUCACUAACAUUAUGAUGCGCUUACUGGAGACCCAAGGCCACAUUCCAGAGCUGCACCAGGCAGUCAUCUCUGCAUGCCUGCCAGAAGACACUCAUGAUCAGUCUAGACGAGAAGCAGGGCUGUAUCUGUUGUCGCUGUACAUCCACGAGCUGUGGAGCGGCGCCACAUCGGCAGAGCUGUUCUGGUCUCAUGUCCGUGGGGUGACCAGAGCCAAGUGUAGGCGACGGAAAGCAUCCAGAUCGCCACAAACAGCCCUCAGAGCCAUCUGUAAUGACAUCGUCACGUUAAAGAGUUAACUGUGACAUCCGAACACAACAGUGCUCUUUUAAAUAGACCCACUUACAAGAAAGCCUGUAUUUGUUAAUUUUGUUAUGCCUAGUUUUGUUACUGUAAAAAAACUGAAGAUACUUUGUAAAAGCCUCUAUUAUAAAAUGUUGAUUUACAAAUCUGUCACAAAUU
Xiphias gladius (swordfish) is the source of this 7102-nucleotide messenger RNA. RefSeq names its product URB1 ribosome biogenesis homolog (gene urb1). The coding region runs from base 163 to 6939 and encodes 2258 amino acids. Gene Ontology annotation, cellular component: nucleolus. Gene Ontology annotation, biological process: maturation of 5.8S rRNA from tricistronic rRNA transcript (SSU-rRNA, 5.8S rRNA, LSU-rRNA); maturation of LSU-rRNA from tricistronic rRNA transcript (SSU-rRNA, 5.8S rRNA, LSU-rRNA). The transcript has 39 exons. The record is from RefSeq and is a predicted model, not a curated record. Lineage: Eukaryota; Metazoa; Chordata; Actinopteri; Istiophoriformes; Xiphiidae.